UACAGGCUCUAACAGAACUCGGCGUCUGGCCGAUGAGGGCGUAGUGCGCAUGCGCCAGUGCCAAGCCAGCGGACACCAGCGCACUUCACCUCUCCGCACGGACCAAUUUUCGGGCCCGAAAUAGCAGGUGCUGCCACCUAGGCGUCGACUUUAAACUACGAUGGCGAGGUGACGACUGACGACACGAAUCGCGGAGCGAAGUAAACAAGGCAACACACCUCCUACCCGAGACCCAAAAACGAUUGAUAAAUUUGUGCAGUUAUUUCGUCAUGGAGUAGUAGUCGCUGCUGCUAUUGCAAUAAUUAUAUAAGCUGGAGAUGUCGAGCACUGUAGCGCGCAUGGUGGGCACCGCCACCGUCAGGGCCGUCAAGGGCCGCAAAUUGGUACCUCAGAGGGCUGCCCUAGUUCUCACACCGAACGCAGUGAGCAAACUGAAGGAAAUUUUGGACAGCCAAAAAGAAUUUAUUGGCGUGAAAGUCGGUGUGAAGCAGAGAGGCUGCAACGGACUGAGCUACACCCUGGAUUACGCAUCAGAAAAAAACAAAUUCGACGAAGAAGUCUGCCAAGAUGGAGUGAAAGUCUUCAUCGACAAAAAGGCCCAACUGACGCUGCUUGGCACCGAAAUGGACUACGUGGAAACGAAGCUGUCUUCCGAAUUUGUGUUUAACAACCCAAAUAUCAAAGGCACCUGCGGCUGCGGAGAAAGCUUCUCCAUCUAACUGACUGAAGAGAUUUUUAGUUUACCUCAUCUCACUAUAGUUGUUGUUUUAAUUUAUGCUGUCAAGUUCCUUCAAUAGGAAGCCUGAACAUGUGAUGCUAGUCAAGUAGAACAACAGAAACAUGUUGGAGUUGCAAUAAAAUGUUGAUGUUUGUUUAAAA
Molecule: messenger RNA, 879 nt
Organism: Cloeon dipterum
Lineage: Eukaryota; Metazoa; Arthropoda; Insecta; Ephemeroptera; Baetidae
Gene: MagR
Product: Iron-sulfur cluster assembly 1 homolog MagR
Exons: 5
Coding region: 318-719 (133 amino acids)
Biological process (GO): iron-sulfur cluster assembly
Cellular component (GO): cytoplasm; mitochondrion
Molecular function (GO): 2 iron, 2 sulfur cluster binding
Source: RefSeq, a predicted model, not a curated record